AUGCAUCCGAGGAGGCGGCAGCGAGAGCUUCGGCAUCGUGCUGUCCUGGAAGGUGAAGCUCUCGUGCCCGUCCCGCCCAAAGUCACCAUGUUCAAGCUCACAAAGAUGGUCAACGAGAGCGUCGUACACAUCCUCACCAAAUGGCGGGUAGUCGCGCCAGCUCUCCCCAAAAACCUCUUCAUACGGGUGGUCGUGCAGAAGGACGCAACCGAGUUCCAGUCCAUGUACCUCGGCACGUGUGACGCGCUCCUGCCAUUGAUGGGAAGCCGCUUCCUGGAGCUCGGCCUAAACCGGACGCACUGCAACGAGAUGACCUGGAUCCAGUCUGUGCCCUACAUCUACCUGGGCAGCACCGCCACCGUGGAGGACAUCCUCAAUAGAACCACCUCAGAUGGCUUCCGCAAGGCCACGUCUGACUACGUCCGCCAGCCCAUCCCCAAGGACGGCUGGGUCAAGAUUUUCGACUUCCUGGCACAGCCCAACGCCGGAAUCAUGAUCGUUGACCCCUACGGCGGGAAGAUCAGCGCCUUCCCGAAAUCGGCAACUCCCUUCCCUCACUGUGGCGGCGUGCUAUUAAACAUCCAGUACAUGAACUUCUGGUCGGCCACCGCAGACGGUUGGGCGCAGAUCAAGUGGCUCAAAGACUUCUACGCGUUCGUGAGCAGCAACCCGAGGCAGGCGUAUGUGAACUACAUGGACCUUGACCUCGGUCAAAAUGUCGUCGUGGGCAACAUCACCAGCUACGAAUCUGCCAAGGUUUGGGGGGAGAAGUACUACAAGGAUAACUUCAAGAGGCUCGCGUUUGCCAAGGGCAAGGUUGAUCCCAACGACUACUUCAGAAACGAACAGAGCAUCCCAACACUAGUGGCGAGAAAGUAGAUGGCAUGCGGGCACAAUAUAUAUAUGCGCGGAGGAAUGGUUUUAUAUCGGUAUAUGUUUAGAUGAGUGUUUUUACAUUGUGUUUUAUUAUUUAUGUGCUCGUGUAAUAUCGUGUACCAAGAAUAAUAAGCAGUGAAGAAAGGAAUAACAGGAUCAUGAUCAACCUUGUUGUUGUCCGGGCUGCCACGAACGAAUCUCGGCAGCUCAACGCGGCGCUUAUGUGCCGACGCCAGGAUGAAAAUCCAGGUCGAUCGCCAGUUG
This is a messenger RNA of Lolium perenne, 1140 nucleotides long. Lineage: Eukaryota; Viridiplantae; Streptophyta; Magnoliopsida; Poales; Poaceae. The record is from RefSeq and is a predicted model, not a curated record.